This is a messenger RNA of Chiloscyllium plagiosum (whitespotted bambooshark), 5076 nucleotides long. RefSeq names its product SH2 domain-containing protein 3C-like. Gene Ontology annotation, molecular function: phosphotyrosine residue binding; guanyl-nucleotide exchange factor activity. Gene Ontology annotation, biological process: small GTPase-mediated signal transduction; positive regulation of peptidyl-serine phosphorylation. Lineage: Eukaryota; Metazoa; Chordata; Chondrichthyes; Orectolobiformes; Hemiscylliidae. The record is from RefSeq and is a predicted model, not a curated record.
UGGGAGGUACCCGCACCAGCGUUUAUUAAAACACUGGAUUACAGUCAUUUGUAAAGACAGCUUGGGAAGAAGGGAAAAAUGACUGACAAGUGCAGCUUGUGGAGCGCGAUUUCUGCGGCAGCUUGCUGCUUCUACCGAGGCUCCUUCAUGCAAGUUCAGUUUUCAAAAGACAAAUACAUCCUGGAUUCCAGCCCUGAAAAACUGCACAAAGAGUUGGAGGAGGAGCUGAAACUGAGUACCACAGACCUGCGGAGUCACGCCUGGUACCAUGGACGCAUCCCACGGGAGGUUUCUGAGAACCUGGUCCAGAAGAAUGGAGAUUUCCUCAUUCGUGACUCGCUCACAUGUGUUGGUGAUUAUGUGCUGACCUGUCGAUGGAAAAAUGAACCCCUGCAUUUCAAAAUCAACAAGGUGAUGAUCAAACCUAAUGAGACCUACACCCGCAUCCAGUACCUGUUCGAGAGGGAGAGCUUUGACAACAUCCCUGCUCUGGUCAGGUUUUACGUUGGGAACCGCAAACCGGUCUCUGAGCAGAGCGGUGCUGUUAUCUACACUCCAAUCAACCGCACCCUCCCUCUCCGCUACCUGGAGGCCAGCUAUGGACUGUCCAAUGGGAAACAUGGCCUGACCCAUCCACCAACCAACCAGAAAGGUGGAUACAUCAAGAGGCGCAGCGUGACUAUGACGGACGGUCUGACGUCUGACAAGAUGAUCCGCAGUGACAGCUGUGGCAAUAGUAUUCCAUCACCACAUCACAAGGAAACAGUUAGGAACUUUGCUCUGAGUAUGGACCAAAUCAAGGAUAUUCACCAUGGAAUGUCUCCAGUGAAUGAGAUUCCUCAGACUCCAGAAUACAGCACAAGUUUGAAGCACAAAAGCCAGCUAGGCCGAGUGGAAAGAAUGAUGCCAUCAUCGCCAGUCCUGCGACGGUCUAGUGAGCCACAACUUAGCCCACCCAUUGGUAACAAACUGUGUCAGGACCCUAAUAGGGGAGGCCCCUCAGAAGCCUCAAGUGGGCCUCACUGUAAUAGCACACAUUCUACCCCAAUGCAUGGCUCCUCACAGUUGGCCCAGAGGAAGGCCUCAGAUAAUUUCAGAGAAGCGGAACACACCCACUACUGUGAGCUACGACCCUCUUCUCCCGUCGACUGGGAGAGGCAGCAGCUAGAGCUGGCCCUUAAACAAAGUCAACUGAUGGCAAAGAGCUAUGUAGAACGGUUGAAAGUUGAGGAAUAUCCCAACAUCUCCAGCUGGCAGUCUGAGACAAACUUUGGGAUCAUGGAGACGGAAACAUUCCUCAAUCAAAUGCCAGUUUUCACGGAAGAGGAGGGGCUGCAGUGUCACGCCUUCACAGCCCCGAUCAUUGAAAUGGUGUCAUCCUUUAAGCCAAACGGAUACCAAUCGAUACUUAUUCCUUCAGAGAACAAGCCACUCGAGAUGACAGUGCUGAAGAAAGUCAAGGAGCUGUUGGCUGAGGAGGAUCCAAAAACUACAGCCAAGCACAUCACAAAAGUAGACUGCAUGGUUGCUAGGAUACUGGCUGUUUCUAAGGAACUGCAGAAGCAGAUGGGAGUGAGCUCAGGCCUGGAGUUACUCACUCUUCCCCAUGGGCACCAGCUCCGACUCGACUUAUUGGAACGUUUUAAUACAAUGUCAAUCAUGAUGGCGGUGGAUAUCCUAGGCUGUACUGGCAGCACAGAGGAGCGGGCCGCUCUCCUUCACAAAACUAUACAGCUGGCUGCUGAACUGAAGAGCAAUAUGGGAAAUAUGUUUGGCUUUGCUGCUGUGAUGAAAGCUUUAGAAAUGCCUCAGAUCUCAAGGCUUGAGCAGACAUGGAUGAUUCUUCGACAACGACACACUGAGGGGGCAAUUCUCUAUGAAAAGAAACUGAAGCCGUUCAUGAAAAAUAUGAAUGAAGGAAGAGAAGUAUCUCCGCUGACCAACACGACAUUUCCUCAUGUGGUUCCCCUCAUCACUCUGCUUGAACGUAACGUUGUGAAUGCUGACAACGUGGAGGCAUGGGAGAUCAGUGAAAGUGGUGUGGAGGUAGUUAUGUCACAUCUGGAGGCUGCAAGGACGAUUGCACAUCAUGGAGGCCUGUACAGAACAAAUGCUGAACUGAAACUACAAGGAUUUCAGGAAAAUGAACAAAUUCUUGAAAUCUUCAAAACUGAGUUCCAGAUGCGGUUGCUGUGGGGGAGCCGAGGAGCAGAAGGCAACCAAGUUGAGCGAUAUGAAAAAUUUGAGAAGGUCCUAAGCGCACUUUCAAACAAAUUGGAACCUCCAGUCCGUCAUAGUGAAUUGUAGCUUGGAAGGCAAAAAAUAAUUCACAAAGGCUCUUAAAAAGCAGUAUGAGUUUGGUUAAAGGGAGCAAUCACUGGAGAGGAACUUCCUAGUUUCGUAUUUUCGUUUUAUUUAAAUUUGAUGUUUUAAAAGAAUUGAGUGUGUGAUCAAUAGAGCACUAUCUUGCUAAUGCUACUAGUGAUUCGUCAUGGCUGUGCACAGAAUCACAAAGAAACAGGAAGUGAUGGAAUUGGCAGGGUUUCUUUUAGCUAAUCAUAAGUAUUUCUGACUCAUUCUGGAGGUUACGGAGUUUUAAAAAUUCCACAAUCCAGCUGAUAAAGUCAGCACCCCACUUUGUACUGAGCUGAACAGAUCACGUGAAUCCAUCAUUUGCUCCUUGGUCUGUGUCAAAUUAGCUCACCUUUCCAAGGGAACACCGAGUGACUGACUACAAAAAUGAUCAGUGAUCAUUAUUUUGGACACAGCUGACAAAAGUCAGCUGUGAUCAUUAUUCAGUGAUAAUUCUUAGAAAAUGGAUCAUCAGACAAGAUUGGGGUUGACCAUGGUUAGUGGAGGGAAAUAAACUUGAAGGACCAAAUGGACUGCUCUCAAAAGAGCCAGUGUACAUUCACAGGCUGCAUGACUCUUUUUUGUACUGUUAUGACUUAAGAUGCCCUGAUGCCUUAUAGAGCUGAAUGGGUUGUCAACAUACAGUCUCCAUACUUGUACAUGAACGACUGUAAUGUAGGUGAGGUCAGAUAGUAUCUGUGGAACUGCACCCAAGCAAAAGCCUUCAGGAGGAGGGAAAGAGGUUGGGGUGAAAUGUCGGUAGCAAUGAUCAGAAAAUGAAUCCUAAUUAAAGAUCUCCAAAACAAGAUCACAUGCAAGGUGAUUAGCACUUUCUCCAGAAAGAAACUAACCAAAAAACAUGACCAAUAGACAACAACAUGCAUUUAACUACUGCAUUUAAUGUAAAAAAAUGCUAUAUGUGAAAGUGAAAGAAAACUCCUGAGCAACAUGAACGUUAACUCAAUGCUGAGUGAUCUAGCUUGAGGAGAUAUUGUGAAAAUCAAAGAACUUAUUAAAAGAUAGAUCAGUAUUCCUAUUGAGUAAGACAAAGGGGGAAAUUAGUGAGUUUCUGUUUGGAAUGUUACUCUUGAAGUGACAAUGUCUGGCUGUCUCAUUGUAAAGUUAUUGUACAGAAAAGUUUAUUUCUCCACUCUAAGAUAACAUGGGGGUAAAGCAGCAUGUUUAAGAGGGUCAUUUUUGUUUAACUUAUCCUCACCACUGUUUUGGUGGGAGGGAUUCUUCAUCGAUCAUCAUGCUCUGUGGCUUGUUGAUCAAGAAGUGGCACCGUAAACACCAUGAGCAGAUGUCAAUGAACCUGAGGUGGAUAGUGUAUAAUGGCAUUCUUCUCUGGAGACAGGAAAUUUAGGUACAAAAUGCCAUUACCGACUACAUGGUGAGGGCAACUCAGACGUACAGUGGAUAUACAACCAAGCCAAGUGGCUUACUGAACAAGAACAAAUUAUCUAGCGGAGGAACCUGUCAAACAUUUUACUCCUCACACUAUUCAGGGAUGCUUUCACAUAAUAAGCCAGGUUUGGUUGUCGAGAAAGAUGCUUUCUAUUUCAAUGAUCUGUUUGGUGCUCUUUAUCUGGAUUCACUGGAGUGAAGUGUCACAAAUGAAAGGGAACAUAUGGAACUGUACCCUAGCACAAGACAGAAAACUUGGGAGGGGGGAAAAUUGAGUAGCUGUACUUUUAUUAGCUUUCUAUGUGGAAACUAACAUUUCGCAGAGACUCCAAACCAUUCCUCCACAUCGAACUAUCUCAUGCUGAGGAACUAUGAAAUCACUAUCAUCUCAUAAUUUACUUUGGGAUGGAUGAAAGAAAUGCAGAAUUGAGUUUCAAAAAACUAUUAUAGGUGCAUUUGGAGAUAUUAAUUGUGUUAUAAUACAAAUAAACAAGGAAACAUGCUAUAUAUUGAAAGCCAAAGCUGAUGAGCCACAUACAGACCCUGAGUACUGGUCUCCGUUACAUAAUAUUUACUGUAUUUCCAGGGCUAGGCCUUUGGAAUGGACAGUGUUUCUGAGACAGCUGUUGUUGAACCUCCAGCCUUACCCAAACCAUAUGCACCAAAAUAAAAACACAAAAUUGUCCACUUUGACACUUAUUAAGUGGAGUGACACAAUAUUACUUGGUUUAAAACACAAAGAAGCAAAAUUUUUUAACGUAAAUUUUAUGUAAAUAACAUCAGUUCUGCACCAAAUCUUCAAUUCCCAGGACUCGAGUGUACUUUACAGGCAGCCAGAAUCCAAAUCAUAUUGCAUUUUUGUCUUUUAGCUCAUUCUACAUGAACCCACAAUGCUUCAGUGUUCUAUUAUUCUGCUUUACAAUUAUGGCACAGUGUAAAUACAGAGAUGUACAUAUAAAUUCUAUGUCCUUGCAUAAAAAACAAAGCCCUGUUUGAUGUAGAGUAUAAUCCUGGAUGUUGAUGAAUGUAUUAAUUUGUAUUAAUAGAGUUGUGUAAGGCAAAAUACGUACUUGUGUGUGAUUUCUGGAAUUCAAUGGUGCAAAUGAAGUAAUUUUUUAAAUGUACAUGUGAACUAUAAAAUUAUAAAAAUAAACAUUUCAAAUACUGAAAUAUAAGGAAAAAAUCUGAUUUACAAUUUUGAUGUGAAUAAUAUAUUGUUUAUAAAUGAUAAAAGUUGUUGUAAUGUUCCAAUGGGUUAACUGCAGUGAUCAUAGAAUGUCUGUGGAUCUAUACUCUACCGUUACAUAUAGCCUACAG